Messenger RNA from Austrofundulus limnaeus, 2043 nucleotides. RefSeq names its product mevalonate kinase (gene mvk). The record is from RefSeq and is a predicted model, not a curated record. Gene Ontology annotation, cellular component: cytoplasm; cytosol. Gene Ontology annotation, biological process: isoprenoid biosynthetic process; isopentenyl diphosphate biosynthetic process, mevalonate pathway; cholesterol biosynthetic process. Bases 299 to 1498 code for a protein of 399 amino acids. The transcript is spliced from 10 exons. Gene Ontology annotation, molecular function: mevalonate kinase activity; ATP binding. Lineage: Eukaryota; Metazoa; Chordata; Actinopteri; Cyprinodontiformes; Rivulidae.
UGAUUGGAUAAUGGGAGUCAAAUGCAAGUUCGUCUUUUUUUCCCUGCAUGUAAAUCGUGUUUUAGUUCUGUCGCGUGUAGCGGAAAGUAGUCAAACUUUAKAGCUGUCCAGUGGUAUUUCUUAAUAGCUAUUUUUCUACACAUAUGUAUCAGUUGUCUGCCGUGAUAAGGASGAAUUGCGUGGCGGAGGAGUUGUUGCUGUCUCAGCACAUUAGGCUAAGCCUGCAGUGAUAAUAAGCAUGCUGUGUCUGAAACYGGUUAAUUAAGAAACGUCGUUUUUGACUGAACAUUUACAGAAAAUGCAGGUCACAAACUGUCUGGUUUCUGCUCCUGGAAAGGCGAUCCUCCACGGAGAGCACGCUGUGGUUCACGGAAAGGUGGCUCUUGCUGUGAGUUUGAACCUGAGGACAUAUUUGCGAUUAAAUGCCACAUCUAAUGGAAAAGUCUGCAUCAACUUUCCAAACAUGGACACCUUCCUCUGCUGGGACCUGUCAGAACUGAAGCAUCUGCUGGCCUGUGGGGAUAAAAAGGAAGAGGUGUCAUCAAGGCAACGUCUGGAUGCUGAACUUGUGAAGCGACUGCGUGAAUUUCUGGGUGUUACAGAUGGAAGUUUGGACAACAGCAYCACGGCCACCUUAGCCUUCCUUUACAUCUACCUGUCACUGUUUGGAUCAGGUGAGCUGCCCAGCUUGAUGGUGACUGUGUGGUCAGAGUUACCGACCGGAGCAGGACUCGGCUCCAGCGCUGCCUACUCAGUGUGUUUGGCUGCAGCUCUGCUCUGUGCAGGUGGAACCAUUACGGCCCCUCUGAAAGAGUGGGAGCACACUGCCAGAUGGUGUCAGGAGGACCUGGAGCUCAUUAACAGUUGGGCUUUUCAAGGGGAGCUGAUCAUCCAUGGAAAUCCUUCAGGAGUAGACAAUGCUGUGGGAACGUGGGGUGGCAUGCUGAGAUUCUUGGCUGGGAAGAUAAUACCACUGAGCAGGGUGCCAUUAUUAAGAAUCCUUCUCACUAACACCAAAGUACCACGAAGCACCAAAGUACUUGUUGCCAGGGUGAAGGACAGAAUUAACAAGUUUCCACCUAUCAUGAACCCUGUGCUUGACUCGGUUGAUGCCAUUUCCUGUACUUGUGAAAAAGUUCUCACAGACAUGACUUGUGAACCCAUCACAGGGGAGCACUACAAUGUUCUUGAGGAGCUUAUUGAUAUCAAUCAGCAUCACCUGAACGUGAUGGGUGUGGGACACCCUGCUUUAGACACAUUGUGCCGAGUCACACUGACCAAAGGACUCCACAGCAAGCUAACAGGCGCAGGUGGAGGAGGCUGUGGCAUCACACUCCUGAGACCAGAAACGGACACCUUGAUUGUCCAAAGCACGGUGCAGGACCUGAGAGACUGCGGCUUUGACUGCUGGGAAACGAGUAUCGGUGGUCCAGGUGUGCAGCAGCACUCCCUCAUCUCUGUCAAGGAGGAAAUCCUGGAGGUUUUAAACCGUUACUAAAGCGCAUGUGUGACUGAACAAGAAAACAAACAUGCCUUAUGGCUUUAUGUUGGAACUACAAGACUUGAAACACUUGCCGCUAAUUCUGAGCUUCGGCGAUCGGAGCAUAUUUCCCUCUGAGUGGAACUGAAUCACACUUUCUUAAAUGUUAACAGAUUUUUUUUAAUUAGUUUAUUUUUAUUGUAUUUUUUUUUUUUUUUUACUAAUAAUCAACUGGAUUAACAAACUCAUUGGUAUGCAUAAUCAUGUGCACUAAGAAUGUUGGCCACUAGAUGGCAGCAGAGUUAAACAAAUUCAAUGAAACACAAGUUGCUGACAUUUAGGAGCUCUAAUAAACUUAUUGCUUUGCCAGAAAUACAUAGAAUUUUUCUCUCAAAUGAUUAAAGUAAACAUCUCUUAAUAAAUUAGACAACUGGAAAACAUUUGCACUCUACAACUAGCUUUUUUGAGCACAAACUAAUGCUGGAUAUCUGCAGUAAUGCAUUUAAUCAUGUGAAAUGUAUAAAAAAAUCAUGAAAUGAAUAAAAAAAACAAGAAUUUUAAAA